AUGGUCCAACUUGCUGUUAUUUUCGGGUUUUUGUCUGAAUAUGCUCUCAAGCGACUCCGGAAUUACUCAUACUUGCCCAUGAAGAAUAGACCAGAUUUACCUGUUUCGGUAGACUUUAUCCUUGUCAACACGGACGAAGAAGAAUCCGAGGUGCUGCCAGAGUUUGACCUGAGUAACGCCGAUUCAAAAAACAAUCCCUCGCUCCACGCUGAAGACCAGCUAUCCAGUAUACCUUCAAUUAUUGAUUCCGAUACACUACCUUCAGCUGCCUACCCUUCGGGAAACUUCUUAGAUCUACGUGCUACCUAUCAUUCUCUUCCGCUUCCUAUGGGGAUAUCUGGCGGCCCCGAGCUCUGCAUUAGUACAACUUUCAAGGGGUAUCAUACAGUACCGCUCGCUCCAUCUAUCUACCUAGUUCUCGGGAGCUGUGCCCUCAUUGCGACCAUAUUUCUUGUCUUCAAUAAGUUUAAUAAUCAAGGUUUAGUACCCAAUUCUUUUGGUGAGGGCGUGGAUAUAAACAAUACUUUCAUUUCUACAAGAGCAGCUCCAACUCCAGAGGCGGUUUUGGAACACACUCUCGAACUGUAUGGAUAUAUUGUAGAUCCGGACCCAGAAGAUGCCAUUUUCAACUUUUCGCAAUGCUCUUCACCUUCAAACAAGAGGCCAAAUCCUCCUGCUCUUAUCCGGAAAGCUUUGCACAAUAGAGUUCUUAAGGAUUUAAACAUUGUGAUCUGUAACCCAGUUUCGAGUACCCGGAUGACCAAAGAACGUAAUAUCCUGGGAGCUCGUUUUUCGUCAUCGGCUAAUUCGACUUUCGCUGUGAACCUCGUGGCGAGAGCCAACAGCAGACCGAUAGUACAUAUGCCCACACGAACUUCACUUCCCAGCAUUUGCACUCAAGCUAGCGGUCUGUAUGAACCAGCUGUACCACGUCCAAUUCAAGUGUGCCUUGGAAUUAGGCCUGGUGUCCUACCUCAAUUUGGAUCCACUAUGGGAUGGGUGAGCAUUGAUCACGUACACCCUGGUGGUAACUUGGACGUUUGGACAGGCGAUGGUGUCACGUCAUGUUCCUGUCGACACCAGGCCCAUUGCUCCUAUGCAGCAUCGAUGUUUUAG
This is a messenger RNA of Rhizoctonia solani, 1116 nucleotides long. RefSeq lists its product as uncharacterized. The record is from RefSeq and is a predicted model, not a curated record. Lineage: Eukaryota; Fungi; Basidiomycota; Agaricomycetes; Cantharellales; Ceratobasidiaceae. The transcript is spliced from 2 exons. Bases 1 to 1116 code for a protein of 371 amino acids.